UACUUUUUUAGACACAAUGAGCUGAUUACCUCAGAUGUUUUUUUUACUUCAACCACAAAAACAUAGACGGUACUCUCCCUCAGAUACACAUUUGAUUUCGUAUCAAACCCAUUUGAGCUGUUUGCUGAGGUCGCCAUGGCGCCAACUGAGUAUGAUGUGAAGCCGGAGCCUGGAGACCUCAUUGAAAUCUUCAGAGUGGGUUAUCAGCACUGGGCUAUUUAUGUGGGUGAUGGUUAUGUCAUUCACCUGGCUCCACCCUCUGAGCAUGCUCAAGCUGGGGCCUCCAGUAUGAUGUCUGUACUGUGUGACAUAGCCAUAGUGAAGAAAGAGGAAAUUUGGAGUGUAGUUGGUAAUGAUAAGUACAGUAUCAACAACCUUCUGGAUAACAAAUAUGAGCCUCGGCAAGUCAGAGAUAUCAUACGAGAGGCCCAGAGUCUUUUGGGAAAGGAACUUCCGUAUUGUGUGUUCAGAGGGAACUGUGAGCACUUCGUUACAGAGCUGAGAUACGGGAAGCCACAGUCUCGCCAGGUGCGAAAAGUGUUGGAGAUUGGUGUUGUAUUUGGCCUUGCAGUGGCUGGCAUCGGACUUCUCGCAGCCAUAUUUGGUCCAAAAGACAAAGAGAAGACGCAGGAGCAAGCAAUGAGAAAUUUAUAACUGCACGCACGAUUGUGGAGACCUUUUAAAAUUGUAAAAAUAAUCAUAAAAACUUCAAUCUAGUAAUUUUUCUGAACCCAUUGGCCAAAAAAAGUCAGUGCAGGCUUAGUUUUAUGAACACAAAUGACAUCUUCAUAUACAGAACGUUACAAUAACAAAAAAAAAAACAUCCCAUCUGCUGUUUGGUAAAAAGCAAUAUUGCAUUUAAAAACUGUUAAAUAUUUUUACAAAUUCUUCAAGGAAACUUUGAUGUCAUACUUUAUAUUUUGAAACCUGUACUAAUUUUUGGAUGACUAUAUAACCGAGAAUAAAAUAUCU
Molecule: messenger RNA, 972 nt
Organism: Xyrauchen texanus (razorback sucker)
Lineage: Eukaryota; Metazoa; Chordata; Actinopteri; Cypriniformes; Catostomidae
Product: phospholipase A and acyltransferase 3-like
Exons: 5
Coding region: 136-654 (172 amino acids)
Biological process (GO): N-acylphosphatidylethanolamine metabolic process
Cellular component (GO): cytoplasm
Molecular function (GO): glycerophospholipid phospholipase A1 activity; A2-type glycerophospholipase activity
Source: RefSeq, a predicted model, not a curated record